GGUGGCCGAUGUAGCGUCGCUCAAGCGAGGCGGGCAACCAGUGCCGCACCAGUGUUCUUCAAGGCGGCAAGAGUGGACGAGCUGAGUCUGAACAAACCAUUGAUGGAGGCCGUCAAGGAAGCCCAGACGCUCUGUCCAGGCCAACGGAUCGACUGUCUUAUCUCCCUGGGCGCUGGCAAGGGUCUACACAACGGCUCGGGCUCGAUUGCACACGCUUGUUCCAAAAUGGGAGAGUCGUCCAAACGGGUUGCCCGCAAAGUCAAGGCCAGAGCUGCACAGGAGGGAUGGUCGGCCAGCUACUUCAGGGCCUCUGUCAAGGGCCUGAAAAACAAGGAUAACCAAGGAGAGUGGGAGAACCCGGACUGGGUGAAGGCCGGGACAAUCAAGUAUCUGUUCAUUGAUGCACGUAGCCAAUUCGUCCGACACCUGGAUAAUUUGAUCAAUGGCAACCCCUCCCGACCACAAUCCAGCUCGCUGGGAGGGAUUCCUCCCGAAAAGCUAGGAUGGGAUGAAUACCCUCUUGUUGGGAGGGGGGGCGGAUAUCCGCGGGUAUCCGCACGGAUACACGCCAGGGCCAGCGGGUAUCCACCAGCGGAUGCGGAUGUGGGUGCGGAUGUCCGAUUCUGCUGA
Puccinia graminis f. sp. tritici CRL 75-36-700-3 is the source of this 630-nucleotide messenger RNA. RefSeq lists its product as uncharacterized. NCBI's taxonomy places the organism in Eukaryota, Fungi, Basidiomycota, Pucciniomycetes, Pucciniales, Pucciniaceae. Gene Ontology annotation, cellular component: membrane. The annotation marks the transcript as partial. The transcript is spliced from 2 exons. The record is from RefSeq and is a predicted model, not a curated record. Gene Ontology annotation, biological process: arachidonate metabolic process.